AUGUCUGCAAAACACUUUGUCAACGACCCAACGCACCUUGUCAACUCGGCCCUUGAGGCCAUCACCUUCACAAACCCCUCCCUGGCCCUCGACAAGCACAACAAGGUCAUCUACAGGCGCCCCACCCCCAAUGACUCCUCAAACCCCCAGGUGAGCAUCGUCUCCGGCGGCGGCGCCGGCCACGAGCCCUCCUUCUCCAGCAUGGUCGGCAAGGGCCUGCUGGCCGCCGCAGUAUCUGGCACCAUCUUCGCCUCCCCUUCAGCAGAGCAGAUCCGCGCCGCCAUCCAGACCCGCGUCAGUCAUGACAAGGGCGUGCUCGUCACCGUCAUGAACUACACCGGCGACGUCCUCAACUUCGGCAUGGCCGUCGAGAAGGCCCACGCCGGUGGUGUUGACGCCGAGAUGGUCGUCGUUGGCGAUGACGUCGGCGUUGGGAGGGCGAAGGCCGGCAAGGUCGGCCGCAGGGGUAUCGCCGGCACUGUCCUCGUGCAUAAGAUCUCUGGCGCCCUGGCCGCCCAGGGCUACAGCCUCAAAGACGUUGCCAAGGUCGCCAGGCUCACCGCGUCCAACCUGGUCAGCGUCGGCGCCAGUCUGGAGCACGUCCAUGUGCCCGGCCGCGCGGCGCCAAAGUCUGAUGACCCGGGCAACCUGGGUGCGAAGGAGGUUGAGAUCGGCAUGGGUAUUCACAACGAGGCCGGAAGCGGCAGGGAAGAAGUCGAGCUGCCACAAUUGGUCGGAAAGAUGCUGAAGCAGCUGCUGGACCAAGAGGACAAGGACAGGGCGUUCCUGAACGUCAACUCAAAUGAGAUCGUCUUGUUGGUAAAUAAUCUGGGUGGAGUGAGCGUCCUCGAGUUGGGAGGCAUCACCGCCGAGGUGGUCACACAGCUGCAGAAGGAUUACGGCAUCCGGCCUGUCAGGAUACUGAGUGGCACUUACAUGACGAGUCUGAACGGUCUAGGUUUCAGCAUCACUCUCCUCAAUGUCGUCAACACAGAAAUCGGUGGUCCGAGCAUGAUCCAAUUGCUGGACUACCCGUCUGAGGCAGCUGGGUGGGCAGCCCCUAUCUCCAAGGAGACCUGGGAGGAAAAGAACCAGGCGACACGGGAGGACACAUCGUCAGCAGGCGGUGAAGUUAAACCCAGCGGGCUCAAGUACGAUGCGAGCGUCGCUUCCAAGGCCCUGCAAAAAGGCCUGGAGUACGUGAUCGCAGUAGAGCCUGACGUCACUCGUUACGACUCAGUAGUCGGAGACGGAGACUGCGGUAUUGGGCUGAAGAGAGGUGCAGAAGCAAUCAUCGACCACCUGAAGACCACACCCCUGAGCGGGGACGCCGUGGUAGAUACCGGCAACAUCGUCUCCGUUGUCGAGAUGGCGAUGGACGGCACCAGCGGCGCAAUCUACGCCAUCUUCCUUAACGCGCUCGUCCACGCCCUCAGCACUCUGGCCCCGGGGGACGCGUCGCCAAAGGUCUGGGCCGAGGCCCUGAAGCAGUCCUGCGAGGCGCUCUCAAAGUACACGCCCGCACGGCCCGGCGACCGCACCCUGGUCGACGCGCUGUACCCGUUCGUCGACACCCUGGCCGAGUCCGGGGACGUCCAGAAGGCGGCCGAGGCGUCGAUAGCUGCCGCAGAGGCGACGCAGGGCAUGGUCGCGAGCCUGGGCCGGUCCGUCUACGUCGGCGGCUCGGGGUUCAAGCACGUGCCCGACCCGGGUGCCUGGGGCCUGGCGUACUUCUUCCUCGGUGUCGCAGGGCUGAGCCCACCCAAGGCGAAUGAGGAGAGCUGGGAGAAGGUGUAG
Diaporthe amygdali is the source of this 1797-nucleotide messenger RNA. RefSeq names its product dihydroxyacetone kinase. The transcript has 2 exons. Gene Ontology annotation, biological process: glycerol catabolic process. Gene Ontology annotation, molecular function: ATP binding; glycerone kinase activity. The record is from RefSeq and is a predicted model, not a curated record. Bases 1 to 1797 code for a protein of 598 amino acids. Gene Ontology annotation, cellular component: cytosol. Lineage: Eukaryota; Fungi; Ascomycota; Sordariomycetes; Diaporthales; Diaporthaceae.